UUGUUCAUUAUUGCUCGAUCACUGACCAAACUUAAUAAUUACACCAAAAAAAAAAGUAUCUUCAAAUAUUUUAAACUGUCCAAAGAGAGUUUUUCCCUCAUAAUUAAGGUAGUUCCUAGCCAAUUACAGCUUCUAAUCUUUGUUGUCACUCCAGUGAGUCUGCUCUUUUUGUUUUUUUUUGUCUCCUGUACCAGAGAGCUGUUAUCUAAACUUCAAAGUGUCACCCCUUUUGAAUGGCUAUAUCCUUGCCUGUGGUCACAGGUGUCUGCAGAUCACAUCUCAAGUGAAUAUCCCAGUAUCACGAGAUCUCUCUCACUGGGCUUCAGUCAGCACGGUAUUACAGACAAGAUUAGCUACAAGUUUCAGUGAGACAGCCCUCCUGCAUGUCAGCAAAGCAGUAAUUGACUUCUAACACCGCCAAAGGAAUAAGUGCUGAGCUGAUAUAUUCGAGGUACCUCGGCUUUUCUGGGCACAACAAAUCACAGCUUAUUUAAUAGAUUGCCGCUGUGUGAAGCGUGUUUCAUAUUCCGCCAGAUGGCAUCUCUGGAGGACCAGUACCAAAAAGCUUGGCAGCUCUAUCAGGAAGAGAGUCAUCAUGAUCUUGACAGUGAGCCCUAUAAAUCUAAGUAUGCAGCAAGAGAAAUAUUUGAAGAACUAAAAUCUCGACUUAGUAAACAAUUAGAUGAAGAUGAUGUGGAUGACAGUGAAGGUGCUUUUAGUGAGGAAGGCGUUGAUGGUGUAGGUUUAACUAGAGCCCGGAUGGCUGCUGUUGUAUAUCAUCUAGGAGUCAUUGCAGUUGAAACGGAGGAAUUUUCCACAGGUGAGGAGCACCUUAACAAAGCAUUAAUCAUUAUUGGAGACGAGGGUAGUAUCUCAUCAGGAGUUUCCUCUGCUACUGUCGGGGAUGCCGAGGUGGUUGCAGCUGCCCUUCGAGGUGCUGAAGAGAGCCUCCUGUCAGAAGUUUGUGAGGUAUCUUCCAUCAGUCCUACCGCCAUAGCUCCUGCUACUGUUGCCCUUGCGAUAAGCUGUCAUAAUCAGCUUGGAAUUUUGUGGUCAAACCGUGCUCUCUAUUCCACUGCUAAGCGUCAUCUUGAUCGAGCUAAUAUGCUGUACGAUGAAUACCAGAAACAGUGUACCAAACCUCCAAGAACUAUUCAUAGUCUCUUUACUACUUGUAAUGAAAAAGAAAGUAACAUUGAUGACAUUAAUGGUAUAGAUGCUCUAGAGAAGCUACAUACACUCACAUUCUACUAUCUUGCUCAGGUUUAUGGACAUCUUGGUGUUCCUGACAAGUCUGCAUGGUAUUGUCACUCUACUCUUCAACGACAACUGGCUAGUAAAGACUAUGAUCCUAUUGACUGGUCCAUUAAUGCUUCAACUUUGGCUCAGUUUUAUCAAGGAAAAGAGCAGUUUAGAGUUGCCCGUCACUUGUUAGCCUCUGCAUCCAAGGUACUGUCAGGACACGAGGCUGAGGUUGAUACUCCGCAAGAGGAUACACGUGAGGUAACUCACAGUCGUGAAAGAUAUCAGCAGUGUAAAGCUGAUGUAGCACGCUGCUGGGGACGCUACUGUCUGGUGUUACUUGAAGUAUCAUGUGAUCGAGCCAUCCCUGAUGACCCACAAGAACAAGAGUCAGUGAUAAAUCACCAACCUGAAGAGGAAACUUUAGAUAAACAGCUUCAGUUUGUGCAAUUAGAAGUCAGUGACUUAGAAUCAGAAGUUGCUGCUUCACCAGGAGAGAACUUUGAUGAAGUCCGGCCAGUGUUUUUGGCAGGCCUACGAUGGUUAACAACUGCUCGUCAAUAUUACACUCUGGAGGACCAUGUCAGCGAUCAUGUCAGCAUUAUACAAGAGAUGAGCCAUUUAUACAAGGCCUUAGCAUUUUUUGAAUCUUCUGAAGAGAGGCGGUGUAAGAUGCACAAGCGACGAGUUGACUUGUUAACUGCUCUUGUGCAAGAACUUAAUCCACAAUAUUAUGUUCAUGUUUGUCGUCAAAUUAACUAUGAGCUAGCCGAAACCUACUCAGCCAUGAUGGACAACAAGUUGGCAUUGGUGGAGAAUGGAGGGAGUGAACCCACACCUCCACAAGCUAAGAAGAUUAAUACUUUGGCGACAUCUAGCAUACAAUACUUCCUUCACUACCUUGACUCUCUCAAAGACAUAAUCACUGGUGAGCAGCCUACAGUAUAUUCAGAAGACUCAGUGCGUCCAGCAUUGGUUGCUUGGUUCCAUCUGGGGCGCCUCUGGUCAAAGCUUGUUGCCACAAAUCAUCAAACCAAGAUACAAAAUUUAGCUCAGUCUCUUCAGAAUUAUAAGAGACUGGUGGAGUACUGUGAUAGGAAUCCUCAUUGUCAAUCACUAAUGGCUCAAGAAUUAGCCGUUUGCCGGGAAAUGGUGCAGCUCUUGCCACUCAAAAUGGAACAGCUCAGGGCAUUAUCUAGGUGAUAAGAUUAUACACAGGCACCUGGUAUUAUUGCGUGUACUGAGUUGAGGAAUCUUUAAACAUUUUAAAUAAAAGGCAUUAUGGACUGCCAUGUUCUGCAGUCCCUGUUUAUAGAAUACCUUGCUUCAAGAAAUAAGGUCUUGGAUAUUGGAACUGUAUAUUGAUUAGAAUAAAAAAUAAGGUUCACUUAAAUAAAUAUUUGUAAAUGAUCUUUUUGUAAGCAUUUUAAUAUCACAGAAAUAUGUCAAGUACUUGCAUAAAGUAAACCAGUAAACAUUAAAUAUAAAACAAGAAUGAUCUGACACUGAAAUAAUCAGUAUUGCAUUAUUCUUUAAGAAAAAAUAGAAAUAUUGAUAAUGCACAAAUUGGAGUGGCAACAUCAAACCUCCAGUGCUACUUAUAACACCUGAAAUCUGUUGCCACCAGUCAUGUUUGUGUGUUAUAAAUAUGAAUAAAAUAGAAGAAUUCACAGAUAGUGCAAUACAGUAGUCUCCCCAAAUUUGUGGGGGUUAAGUUCCAAGACCACCUGCAAAUUUGGAAAAACUGUGAAUUCUAGACGCGGUUAAAAAAAAUGCCUAUUUUUAUAGUUUAAACCCUAUAUAUGCCCCAAAACACUAAUUUAAUUUCAAACUCAGCUUCAUACAUAGCCCUUAAAAAAAAAAAGUAAAGAUAAACCCAUAUACAGUACUGUACUGCUAUGUCUCGAGCAGUGCUAGAUUGUAAAAUACCGAUGUUAUCCCCAUAUGUACUGUAAUUCAUGCAAGCCCAUUUUCUUUGGUGUACUGUAAUUCAUGCAGCCCUAUUUUCUUUGGUAUACAUAUACUAGUAAAUAUACAGUAAUAAUUUAAUUUAGUAAAAAUUUAUACAGUAUUAUAUUUUAUAUGGGAAUUUUGCUGAAUUUAUGUUAAUAUUUAUGUUACAAAAUUGUUAAAUUAUAUUUUUCUUAAUAUCUAGCAUUAAAACGCAUAAAAAAUUAUAUAUUGCUACGAAAAAAGCCAAAAAAAAUUCCGCGAAUUUGCAGGGAUUUCUGUGAACAAUUAUUAGUUAGGUUCUAAGGAAAAAUCCAUGAAUUACUGAAGCUGCAAAUUCAGAACCAUGAAUUUGUGGGGGUCCACUGUAUACCCCCAAUAAAAUGCAGGGGCACCAAGAGUACACUAAGUGUCUGAGGCCCAAGCCUGUUCAGCAGCCUCCCAUCAUACAUAAGGGGAAUUACCAAUAGACCCCUGGCUGUCUUCAAGAGGGAACUGGACAGAUACAGUAUCUGAUCAGUUGGGCUGUGGUUUGUACGUUGGAUUGCAUGCAGCCAGCAGUACUAACCUGGUUGAUCAGGCCCUGAUCCAUCAGGAGGCCUGGUUGAGGACUGGGCUGUGGCGGCAUUGACCCCCCAGGACGACCUUCAGGUAGACAGUGAAAUCAGUGCUACCUAUUCCAAAUAAUAUACAGUAUUAGUUAGAGACAAAUGGUAUAAAACACUGACACUGGAAAAAGCAACACAUGCAGUAUAAUGCUCAUCCUCCACUCCCUAGGUAGAACUAUUUGUGACUUGAUAAAGCCCACUGUGUGGGCAAAACAUUGUCAACAAAGGAUUGCAUUAUACUGCAUUUGUAUAAAAUAUUUGUUAAAGCCAGGCUGGAUAGAUAGUCAAGUUAAUGAGCAUGGUUUUAAGGGAAACAAAAUAAAAAUAACAAGCUGAAAUAGUGGCUGCAGAAGUCUACCCAUCAAGAGGACUGGCCAGGUUGCCAGAUUCCACCACGUUCAGUCGUGUUGAAUUAAGUGUUUAAUCUUUACUGUCAGUAUUUCCCUUCACAAGAAUUUGUAACCCUGGUUGUUGGUAUAUAAAAUACUGUACUGGUAAAGUUGCUGCCUAAUGAAAUAUUUUAGCUGAAAGCACUUAACAGUCAAGAAUGAGCAAAUGUGCUUCUAUCACACACUCAUGGGCAGCCAGGAUGCCAGCUGAUAAGACAGGUCACUACACAGUCAGUCAUACCAGGUUAUGAGAAAAGGUUAAAGCAAAC
Cherax quadricarinatus is the source of this 4458-nucleotide messenger RNA. Its product is annotated as KIF-binding protein. Gene Ontology annotation, biological process: central nervous system projection neuron axonogenesis; microtubule cytoskeleton organization; neuron projection maintenance. NCBI's taxonomy places the organism in Eukaryota, Metazoa, Arthropoda, Malacostraca, Decapoda, Parastacidae. The record is from RefSeq and is a predicted model, not a curated record.